AUGAACUACUCUCCUACUUCUCUCACCUCCGACCAAGAACUCUCCGUCAUCGUCGCCGCUCUAACCAACGUCGUCUCCGGCUCCACCUCCACCUCCACCGCUAAUUCAAUACCUGAAUUUCGCAAUCCCGAUCCCUCCGUCGGAAGUACUAGCAGCUUAGAUAAAAUAGUUCCAUCGGCAACCAUGGAAACCUGCCGUGAAUGCAACAUAGCAGGAUGUUUAGGAUGCAAUUUCUUCCCGGAGGAGAACAAGAAAAAACAAAAGAGAGCUAAGAAGAAGUACAGAGGAGUGAGACAGAGACCAUGGGGAAAAUGGGCUGCUGAGAUUCGCGACCCGAGACGCGCCGCACGUGUUUGGCUCGGAACUUUCACCACGGCGGAGGAAGCUGCUAGAGCUUACGACAAUGCCGCCAUCGAGUUCCGAGGACCCAGAGCCAAGCUCAAUUUUCCAUUAGUCGAUGAAUCGCUUACAAAGCAAGCGGAGGAGCCAGAAGUGGUUGUUCCCAGUACAGAGAAUGUCAAGGAUGUCAAGGAUGAGAAUUUGAAUCAAGAAAUGCAAAUGGAUUGUGAUUUUUGGGAUAGGAUUGGGGAAGCUGAUUUUCAGCAGCUUAUGAGGUUUAUGGAUUUUGGCGGAGAUUCUUCUGAUUCAAGAACAGGAAGCACUUUUUAG
Molecule: messenger RNA, 669 nt
Organism: Lathyrus sativus (Indian pea)
Lineage: Eukaryota; Viridiplantae; Streptophyta; Magnoliopsida; Fabales; Fabaceae
Source: the annotation of a GenBank genome assembly